This is a messenger RNA of Paramecium octaurelia, 1628 nucleotides long. The record is from the annotation of a GenBank genome assembly. Lineage: Eukaryota; Ciliophora; Oligohymenophorea; Peniculida; Parameciidae.
AUGUCAAAUGAAUUGCCGAAGAAUUAGUCAAUCGGACAAUAUAUUUUUAGUAUUUCUCGUAUUUGAUUAUGCAAAGGCAAGACUUUGGGACAGGGAACCUUUGGAAAAGUGAAAUUGGCAACCCACAUUCUGACCGGAGAGAAAGUUGCAAUUAAGAUACUAGAAAAGUAGAAGAUCUGCGAUCAAUCCGAUAUUGAACGCGUAACGAAGGAGAUACAAAUAUUGAAGAAGGUGCGCCAUCCAAACUUAGUCUAAUUGUAUGAGGUAAUAUUUUUGAGUUCUUACCAGAUAAUAGAGACGCCCAAAUAGUUGUUUCUAGUUAUGGAAUAUGUAAACGGAGGAGAACUCUUUGACUAUAUCGUCCAAAACCAACGCAUUAAAGAUGUCGAAGCAAUCAGAUUUUACAGUUAAUUAAUUUCAGGCAUCGAAUAUCUCCACAAACUCCAAAUUGUUCAUAGAGAUCUCAAGCCUGAGAAUCUGAUUCUAGAAGGGAGAGGCAAAAUUAAAAUCAUCGACUUCGGCUUAUCCAAUUUUUAUUCAACUGAUGAAUUAUUAAAGACAGCAUGUGGAUCACCUUGUUAUGCUGCUCCAGAAAUGAUUGCUGGCAAAAAGUACAGUGGCCUAUAAGUCGACAUCUGGAGUUCAGGUGUCAUCCUAUUUGCCAUGUUGGCUGGGUAUCUUCCUUUUGAAGAUCCCAAUACAUCUUAGUUAUACAAGAAAAUAAUAUCUGGAGAUUUUAAGUUUCCCAAGUACAUUUCAGGAGAGGCUAAGGAUCUAAUCAAGAAUAUAUUGAAUGUCGAUCCCCAGAAAAGGUAUACCAUUGCAGAAAUUCGUAAACACUGUUGGUUUAGUUUUUGUAUAAAUUCAAUCUUAUAAAGUUUAAUUAAGACAAUUAAAAAAUACCAACUGGCCUCAUUGUUGCUUAACAUCGAAUUCCAAUAGAUCCUGAAAUAGUUAAAUAAAUGAUUCAAUAUGGAAUCUAAAAUGAUUAUGCUGAAAAAUGUGUUGAAACAAAUCGACAUAAUCAUGUGACAACCACAUAUUAUCUGUUAUUGAAAAAACAUAUAUAAGCAGGCAAUAAGUCAAUCGCAGGUAAUUGUGUUAUGUAUCAAACUUAUAGACAUAAACUCUGAAUAAUUUGAACCUCAAAGAAUAUCGAUUAGGUAAUCAACACAUACUGAUAGAAAGUACAUCAAUUAAAUCAAUCCAUUGCCCUUGAUAUAACGAAAAUGUACUUAUAUACAUUGGUAAUUAUCAUAGCAAGACACACCCAAUAAAGAGAUGAUUCUCCUGUAGAUACAAAACCUAGAUUAAAUAUUUCAGUCAAUACUCAUAACACAAUCUAAUAAUAGUAGUCUCCAACCAUUAUGAAUCAGUCCGUUGAUGUGAAGAGGAAGGACAUGAGGGAUUUUUAGAAGACUACUCUUUUGGAAACGAGUUUAUUAUAAUAAUCUAAUGAUGUUAAGAUUUUGAAAUUGAAGACUCCUGUUAGUAGAAAUUAUAUAAUGGGUGACUAUUACAGUAGAUUUGAAAGGAAAUCUAGAAAUCAAGAUAGGAAGAAGUCUAUGGAUUAGGAUUAAACUUGCUUUAGAACAUUUUAUAAGGGAAGUCCUAUUCCGAAAAGGUGA